AUGUCAUUUUCUAAACCAAAUCUUAAGUUUCCUGUGUACGAUCUCAGCUAGCUCUGCGGCUGACUCGAACAAACUCGACUUCUUUCCAUAGCCUUUCGUGAUGAAAGGCUGUAAAUUAGAGCAUUAAAUUUGCAAAAUUGCACUCCCACAAGCUGAAGGAUAUUUCUGUGAUCUAAUCGCUUGAACCUUAACGAAGGUGCAGAUAUUCGGGGCCAUGUGGUCUACAACCAUGUCAAUGCGUGUGUACGCACUUGCAUGUGGACAUGGUAAAGUACCUUACCGCACAGGGAAAGAUUUGCGACGGGCGACCCUCUUCGUCAGAAGUCUACAAAGGUUUUGUGACCGAGUUCCCUGAUAGCGGGACCACAGCAUUGAUCAGGCAGAGGAUGGCUUCCUCAACACAGACAAGGAGCGAUACCUCACUGGAUGUCAAUGUGGAAAACAUUGAAAAGGCUAUCCAUCAGCUGUACUAUGACCCCCACCCCGGGGUGAAGAACUCGGCCCAGCGCUGGCUGCUAGUGGCCCAGAGAUCCCAGCAUGCCUGGCAGUUCUCAUGGACCUUACUCAGCCCGGACAAGGCAACUGAAGUGCAGUAUUUUGGAGCGAGCGCUCUUCACACAAAGAUUUCAAGAUACUGGGCGGAGGUGCACCCGGAGCAGUACGACAUUCUACGCACGCAGUUGUUCAGGCAGAUCUUUGCUUUCGGCACGGGCGCCCGGAUAGUCUUGACCCGUUUGUGCGUGGCGUUGUCAUCCUUUGCUCUGAACACAAUGCCAGAGGUGUGGCCAGAUGCUGUCAAAGGAAUCAUAGAUACCUUCCAACAGACAGACAUACCACAGCUAGAUGCAACUCACAGAUGUACAGCUCUGUUGGAGCUCCUGACAGUCCUACCAGAGGAGUUCCACACAUCCCCGCUUCCCCAGGCCAGGCGAGGAACCGUCCGACAUGAAUUAGAAAACGGCCUUCAACAUGUCUUGCCUCUGAUUAAGACCCUCUUGGAGCAGCAAGAUUCCCCUGAUGCGGUCCGUCUCCAGGCCCUCAAGUGUUUCUCCAGCUGGGUGCAGUUGAACGUGCCCCUGCCGGACAUCGACCCUAUCACCGAGAUGCUCUUUCAGCUGCUGCUCAACCAUGACCUCUUUGAUCUGUGCAUUGACUCAUUGAUCAGUGUGGUCUGCCAGCCUGUCGCGUACAAGUAUCCACUUUCAGUCCGGAAAGUCAUCAAACAAGUCUUACAACUGCAGGACCACUUGUCAACCGCUGUGCAAGACAAGGACAUGGAUGUAGUCCAAGGCAUCUGUCGGCUAGCGGUCUCCCUCGGGGAGAACAACUCCAAGAUCCUUCUGGAGUCGGAAGGGGAGGACAGGCAGCACGCUGUGGAGUUCACCAACCUCAUCAUUGGUUUCACAGCUCUACCCGGUCAUUACCCUGUGGACGAGACGAUAAGUAAUAUACCGUUUGGCUUCUGGUACAUUCUGCAGGAUGACAUAGUUUCGUCGGACCAAGAGGAGUUUCAGGAGUACGUGCGCGUCUUCGCUCCGGUCUACAUGCACCUAGUCGAAGUCAUGCUGACAAAAGUGCAGUAUCCACCCGACGAGGAGUACAGCAGCUGGAAUGCAGAAGAAAAAGAGCAUUUCCGAUGUUACAGACAGGACAUAGGAGACACACUGAUGUACUGCUACACUCUCCUGAGGGAGCCCCUUUUAAAUCAUCUCUAUGCAAUACUGAGCAGAAUACAAGAACAACAACUGCCAUGGCAGCAAGUGGAGGCGUGUCUGUUUGCGUUCCGCUCCAUCGCGGAGGGAGGCGACUACGGUGAUGACCAGUGCGUGUCGGACCUACUCAGACUACUAUCUCAAGUCAACAUGUCUCAUACCACGCUGGCAUCCACUGCCUUAUACAUGCUAGGUGCCUAUUCUGAGUGGCUAGCUGAUACACCCGAGGCCUUAAGAACUGUAAUACCAGUCCUUCUAACCGGUUUGAAUGACCCUGAACUAGCAGCACCUGCCACCAUGUCCCUUAAAGACAUCUGCUUUGAGUGCCGGAAAGAGAUGAAGCCAUACGCUGAGACAAUCCUGAACGCUAGCCAGGAAGUACUCAGGAGAAACACUAUCAAGGCCAGGGAGAGUGUGCGACUCAUGUCCAUCGUUGGCUUUGUCCUGUCAACGCUUUCCUUACAAGAAAUCCUCAGCUACUUACAGCUAAUACUAGCUCCACAGCUGCAGAUAUUAGAAAGUGCAAUAAACGAACAGCCCACCCCUAUCACCAAGUCGACCAUCCUUCUCAAGAUCAACAUGCUGUCCAAUCUCUGUUCGACCCUUGACCUGAAGCGGCCGGACCGGACCGAGCAGGAGGAGGAGUCAAUAGCAGCCAAGAGGGCGGCGCCGGCCCAGGACGAACCCCAGCCGGUGUUCCUAAUCCUGCAGCAGACGUUGCCGAUCCUGCAGAACCUUCUCAGUGUCUGGAUAUCUGACGUGGGCGUGGUCGAAGCAGUCUGCGAGUUGCUAAGGAGAGCCAGUCGGACGCUGCUUGACGAUCUUCAGCCAAUGAUACCCCAGCUGGCCGAGCUUGUCGCCACAAUUUACAAUGCUCUGCCACAGUCGGCCAUCUUGGAUCUAGCCCGACAGAUUAUUAUUCUGUUUGGCGACAGCAAAGAUGUCUGCUCUGCUGUGGGCGCCAUGUUUGUUGAGCUCUGCUCCAAAACAGUCAGUCUCUUUCCAGCACGGGCCAGAGAGCAGACGGAUGUUGUAGAAACAUUCAUGGCUGUCUGUUCAAUCCUACUGAAGAAGCAGAGCCGUGUGUUUGUUCGUGAGGGUUGCAAUCCGGCGGCCAUUUUCCAGUGUGGCCUGAUGGCCAUUACAUUACCAGAGAAUCCCACGGUCAAAAGCACCUGCAACUUCUUUAUGUCAUUUAUUGCCCAGUCGGAUAAUCUCCCAGCCCUGGGUGAGGCUCUGACGCAGCAUGGCCGAUCCUUGCUGGAGUUGGUUCUCAAGGCCAUCGGCGGAGCAGCCCCGCGCACGGUCAUCGAGUCGCUGGCCGACGUUCUCUUCAUGCUCAACAAGCAUUGCUUCAGCCAGCUGACCAGCUGGCUGCCAGAGAUGGUCCUCAGCCCAGACCUCAACCUCCCCCGCGUCACCAAGGACCAACGGGAGCAGUUUGCCAAGACCAUACUCAGAAAUCGCGCUCACAAGCGGCAGAUACGCGACGUGGUGUCAGAGUUCAGCCUGAUGUGCCGUGGCCUUCAUGGCACGGAGUACGCGGAAUAUUGACUAAAAUGUGCAAACUGGAUCAAGAACAGCGAAUUCUCGGCGGCCGACAUCCUGGGGCUGUGAGACAGUUUCCGAGUUUUCUGGACGAGUCGAGUCACGAGUCAAGACGGGAAAACGCUCGCUUCAAGUGAGUGGACACUCAAAAACACUAUGAAA
Molecule: messenger RNA, 3422 nt
Organism: Patiria miniata (bat star)
Lineage: Eukaryota; Metazoa; Echinodermata; Asteroidea; Valvatida; Asterinidae
Gene: ipo13
Product: importin-13-like
Exons: 28
Coding region: 264-3266 (1000 amino acids)
Biological process (GO): protein import into nucleus
Cellular component (GO): nuclear membrane; cytoplasm
Molecular function (GO): small GTPase binding
Source: RefSeq, a predicted model, not a curated record